AGGACUCAGCUAGGUUGCUUUAUUAGCCGAGGACGGCGGCUUGGCGUGUCCAUUGCCACUUCUAGGCCGCUGAGCUUUACGCGAUAACCAUGCUGAGGCAGCUUAGCAACGUUCUGCCAGGCACCAUCCGCGCUGCUUGCGGAGUGACUCCCGUUGCGCUUAACCGUGGCUUUAAGGCGGUGGCCGAUGUUGAGAUAGACUUCAGCAACAGGGAGACCCUAAAGAAGUAUGUAGGCAUUAGGGACCAUCUCAGCAAGGAGCCUGGAACGCGCGGCAAGCUUGUCGAGGCGCUCUCAGAGGUGCUGAACGCCAUCAAGGCAGCACCCGAGACCUCUGAUUACCGGAAGGCUGUGGAGGCUACGUGCCAGUACCGCCUUAAGGUGUGCCAGCAGAACGAGUCGGACGCGGCGAUUGAGGAGGUGCUCGACGCGCAUUUGGAGGAGCUCAUUAAGGAGUGCAAGGAAGAGGCGCGCCUUGCCACCUACAUUGCUGGCACCAAGCCGUGGGACGUGCCUGCGGACUAUGCGGUGCCGGUCGUGGACUACCAGGACGCCGCUGCGGUUCUGGAGGCCAAGAAGUAAGCAGCUGUUGCUGGCACUUCAUGCGGAGAGCUCAGGGUUUGGGACGGAGGCGGUAGUGUAGGACAACGGCAACAGCACUGUUCCGCCUUCCGGUUUGCUGCCGCCUUCCGGCUGGGGACCGUAACGCGGAGUUCAUGGUUAUAGACAGUAGCAUUGUCGUUGGGGCGGAGUUUUGGGGAGUUGCAAGGUAGUGAUGCUCAUGACGAGCUACUUUACAACAGCGUGCAUCCGAGCGAGCAGGCUGGAAGGCAGCCGUAUAUCCUGGCUGUAGCCAAGCCAUCGUCCUGCUGUAACACUAUGUGUCCACCUAUGUCGAUUUGCACUACGGAUGCGGCAACCACGCAUCACAUACCCUGUGCCUAUUGGGGCAACAUAACACACCAUAUGACUAAGCCGUAAACUUUACAUGGAGCCCUGCGGAGGCACGGUAUAAACUCAUCCAACACCAUCCCUGCCAAUUGGGGCAGCAUCGAACUAUGAUGAUGCUAAGGCCGAAAAAUCUACAUGAUGGCACGGCAGAAGCACCCCCAAACACUAUCCAGCAAAACGUUACCAAAGAGCCCUGAGCAACACGUGUGCGCCAAUCACCAACAUGGUCCUCACGAACAGUAGGGCCGGAAACCCGUGCCGCAAACCACCCAACCUACAACCGCUUGUCAAAAGGCUUUACGUAAAAGAGCCUUUCAGGGUCAACACGCUCCACCUAAGACUUGGCCGCCCGCUUGGCCUGGAUAUCCUUCACAGCUGCCUUGAUGGCGUCCUCCGCCAGCAUGCUGCAGUGCAGCUUGACAGGUGGGAGGCUAAGGUGCUUGGCGAUGUCGCUG
Astrephomene gubernaculifera is the source of this 1405-nucleotide messenger RNA. NCBI's taxonomy places the organism in Eukaryota, Viridiplantae, Chlorophyta, Chlorophyceae, Chlamydomonadales, Astrephomenaceae. The record is from the annotation of a GenBank genome assembly.